Molecule: messenger RNA, 900 nt
Organism: Parascedosporium putredinis
Lineage: Eukaryota; Fungi; Ascomycota; Sordariomycetes; Microascales; Microascaceae
Source: the annotation of a GenBank genome assembly
AUGCGUUUCCAAUCCCUCUUUACCCUUUUCGCCCUCCCGGCCGUCCUUGCCGGAGGAAACAGGCCCGGGUCCAAGGUCUCCGUCAUCUACGAGACCGACACAGUCGGCCCGUGGUUCGAGAACCUCGUCGUCCGCCCCUCGGGCACCAUCCUCGCCACGCGCAUGGACGACCCCGGAUCUGGCACAUCAACCCCCGCCGCAAGACCGGCCCUGACCCCGGACGUCUACGUCUUCAACGCCGGCAACUUCUCCCUCGCCCUCGGCGGCUUCGUCCCCGGCUCCCUCGCCGUCUGGAAGGUCGACUUGACCGUGAACUGGGGCCACUCCGCCCCCGUCCCCGAACGCGUCGCCAGCCUCCCCGAUGCCUUGUUCCUCAACGGCAUCGCGAGGUGGGACGACACCCGCGUCCUGGUCGGCGACAUUGUCGGCAACGUCGUGUACCUCCUCGACGUCACCACGGGCGACUUUGACGUCGCCAUCGACAUCCCCGAAACUACCCUCGUCAACGGCAUCCGCGUCCACGACGACACCGUCUACUUUGUCAGCGGCGCGGCCGGGAGCAUCUACCGCCUCCCCGUGGACGCCGAUGCCCUACCCACCGGACCCGCCCAGCUCAUCGCCGCCGACCUCAACCUUGACGACUUCGACAUGGCCGAUGACGGCACCAUCUAUGCCGCCGCCGUCUGGUCGAAUCAGCUCCUCAAGGUCACCCAGGCCGGCGCCGUCACCGUCCUUGCCGGCGGUCCCAACUCUGUCAAGUUGCUCUCCUGCACUUCGGCGCGGUUGGGCCGAACUCGCAAAGAUAGGAAUACCGUCUAUCUGUCCACCAUGGGCAAUGGCGCCUUCCCUAGCCCCGGCGAUGUCACCACGGAAGCCAAGAUUGUCGCCGUUAAGGUCUAA